Colletotrichum lupini is the source of this 543-nucleotide messenger RNA. RefSeq lists its product as uncharacterized. The coding region runs from base 1 to 543 and encodes 180 amino acids. Lineage: Eukaryota; Fungi; Ascomycota; Sordariomycetes; Glomerellales; Glomerellaceae. The transcript has 3 exons. The record is from RefSeq and is a predicted model, not a curated record.
AUGUUGCCAGAGAGCGAAAAGACCAGUUCUUUCGAGCCUGCUCGGGUGUAUGAAGCGAGGGUGGCUGCAUGGUCCUUAAAGGAAGAGACGAAUAAGCUCAGAGCACUUCAGCUUUCGACACCGUCCAAGGGCUAUCACAACCGUGACUAUACCGUUUGUCAGAUCGGCUGGACGACUUUGACGAAAGACGAAGUCAACACCGAAUGGGCUGCCGCGCGCUCAUCCAUUCCCGCUGAAGAUCUGGGAUACGACGACUGCCGGGAGCUGCUCAAGAGGUUCGGCAGCAUCAUCAAGACGCCUGAAGGAUGUGCACUAGACUAUGACUGGUUCAAGGAAAGUCUUGAGACACCAACUCAUAGACUCACCGAGAUUACUCCGGACAAGGCCGUCAAGGGGUUCCAGAAUUCGAUGCAGAACGGGCUAUGGGGUGUCGCUGCCACGGGAGCGGGAGCCGGAAUCGUGUAUGGCGCGUAUGAGGCUGGAAAACAGAUGGAUCCUUUGAGGAGUGGUGCCAAUGUGGGCGGCAGUCUGGUGUCAGGAUGA